AUGAAUAUUGUACAAACAAAAAAGGCACACAAAGUAAUUUGCAGCUUUAUUGUGCUUAUGGAAGCUACAUUUCAGAGCUCAAACAGUGAUGUAAACCCCCGAGCCAUUCAAAGUUCCAACCCACUUAGAGAUUUUAGAACUGAAAGGCGAGCAGUACAUUCUUUGCAUUAUAGCUUUGAAGGGCAUUCUAAGAAUGAAACUGAAAUAUCUAUACCUGCCAAAGGUAUUACAUCUAUUGACAGCAAUAUUAAGAGACUAGUGAAGUUAAAGGAACUAAAUCUUGGUGGUAAUAAGCUAAGAUCAUUACCAGCCGAGAUAAGAGAGUUGAAAAGUCUACAAAAACUGGAUCUUAAUUGCAACAAAUUUGAAACAUUUCUAGAAGUAAUAGGAGAGUUGGAGAAUCUACUAGAGCUGAAUCUCAACUUUAACAAACUCAAGACACUGCCAUCUGAGAUGGGAAAGCUGAAGAAUCUACAAGUAUUGAUUCUCAAUGAUAACAAACUCGAGAGACUACCACCUGGGAUAGGAAGGCUGAAGAAUCUAUUGUAUCUGUAUCUCAAAGGCAACAAGCUUAAGACACCACCACCCGAGAUGGGAAAGCUAAAGAAUCUACGAGAACUGAAUCUCAAUAAUAACCAACUCGAGACACUACCAGUUGAGGUGGGAAAUCUGAAUCUACAAGAGCUAUAUCUUAAUGGCAAUAAACUUGAGACACUUCCAAUUGAGAUAAAAAAAUUGUCCGGUUCAUUGGAAAUUCUGGACUUAAGAGGCAAUAACAUUUUAGAGGAAGGAGAUGGAAAAAGGACUCUAGGUAAGAAAGAAUUGAGAAAGAUAUUUGAAGAUCGUGUUGUGUUUGAUGGGGAUGCUCUACGAAUACCACAGUGA
Vittaforma corneae ATCC 50505 is the source of this 885-nucleotide messenger RNA. RefSeq lists its product as uncharacterized. Bases 1 to 885 code for a protein of 294 amino acids. The transcript has a single exon. Lineage: Eukaryota; Fungi; Microsporidia; Nosematidae. The record is from RefSeq and is a predicted model, not a curated record. Gene Ontology annotation, molecular function: protein binding.